GCGAGGAAGGAGAGGGAAGCGGGGAGGGCCAGUUAGCUCGUCCUUUUUUGGCGGAGGCGGUUGCUGGCCCGCCGGGAUGGGCGACUCCGGCGGCUCCGUCGUGUCCGUGGACAUCGAGCGCAUCUCCUUCGGCGGCAAGGAACAUCAUAUACAGACAAAACAUGGACCUGUAUCUGUUGCGGUGUAUGGCGACCAUGAUAAGCAUGCCCUUAUUACUUAUCCAGAUAUUGCUUUGAACCAUAUGUCUUGCUUCCAAGGACUACUUUUCUGCCCAGAAGCAGCUUCCCUGCUGCUUCAUAAUUUUUGCAUUUACCAUAUCAGCCCCCCUGGACAUGAGUUAGGAGCCACUCCUAUUUCACCAAGCAGUCCUGUACAAUCGGUUGAUGAGUUAGCUGAUCAGGUCGCAGAAGUACUUGAUUUCUUCGGAUUGGGUUCUGUAAUGUGCUUGGGUGUCAGCGCUGGUGCAUACAUUCUUACUCUCUUCGCAACAAAGUAUAGGGAACGAGUACUAGGUCUUAUCCUUGUUUCACCUCUAUAUAAAACUCCCUCGUGGACUGAGUGGUUUUAUAAUAAGUUGAUGUCAAAUUUGUUGUAUUAUUACGGGAUGUGUGACAUGGUGAAGGACUGUUUGUUGCAGCGGUAUUUUGGCAAGAGAGUGCGGGGAGGCUCUGUUGUGCCAGAAUCUGAUAUUAUGCAGGCGUGUAGAAGUUUUCUAGAUCAACGACAAAGCAUGAAUAUAUGGCGGUUUAUCCAAACAAUCAAUCAAAGACAUGACUUGACAGCAAGCCUGAAGCAGCUGCAGUGCAGAACGCUGAUAUUUGUCGGUGAGAACUCCCAGUUCCACACUGAAGCUGUCCACAUGACUGCAAAACUUGAUAAGAGAUACAGUGCUCUCGUUGAGGUGCAAGCGUGCGGGUCGGUUGUGACGGAGGAGCAACCUCAUGCGAUGCUUAUACCGAUGGAGUACUUUCUCAUGGGAUAUGGCUUGUUCAGGCCAAGCCAUGUAAGCUCCAGCCCUCGCAGCCCUCUGAACCCGUUCUGUAUAUCCCCUGACCUCCUCUCGCCCGAGAGCAUGGGUGUAAAGCUGAAGCCGAUCAAGACGCGAGCCAAUCUCGGAGUGUAGGUACAGGAGAAGAAAGUGUGGGAAUGUUGGAGGGCUUAGGUUAACCGGGGGGGUCGGCAUAUUGAUGGUGUGUCAGCCUAUAGUUUUGUUGUUGAAAAUGGGACAGAUGUUGUAACUGUGAUGUAGAUAGAGAAAAGUUUUAGGCUUGGUGAGGCUGGUUGUUGAGGGGUUCUAUUCCAUUGAUUCGUAGUAGUAUUAAACAGUUGUAAAUUGUCACAGAUUAUUGUUUGUCAAAGCAAAAGGAAUAAUAACAAUAAUGGAAGCUGAUGAGCUGCUGUCCGAUUAGGUGUGCA
This is a messenger RNA of Lolium rigidum, 1416 nucleotides long. RefSeq names its product protein NDL1-like. Bases 77 to 1123 code for a protein of 348 amino acids. Lineage: Eukaryota; Viridiplantae; Streptophyta; Magnoliopsida; Poales; Poaceae. The record is from RefSeq and is a predicted model, not a curated record. The transcript has 11 exons.